AUGGCUAACGACGAUGAGUCUGGGGUGGGAGGCGACCCGCGACGCGCCCACGCGCGGGCCAUCACAACCGGCGACGCGGCGACCAACCGCGGGGCGCUCAACAAUCUCAUCACUCUCUACUCCAAGUCCGGCCGCCGCUGCGAAGCCCUCCGAGUCUUUCAAUCCAUCCCUUCCCCCAAUGUGGUUUCAUGGACUUGUCUCAUCUCCACAUUCCACGAUUCAACGCUCUCCUUCCGCCACUUCCUUUCCAUGCUGCGCCAUAUCCUCCCCAACAACCGUACUUUAGCCGCCCUCUUCAAAACCUGCGCCUCCCUUUCUGCUCUCUCCUUCGGCCUCCAGGUCCACUCCUUGGCGCGCAAGCUGGGGCUCUCGUCCGACCCGUUUACGGCGUCUGCGCUCGUUUCUUUUUACUGCAAGGUGGGGUUUGUUGAUCACGCACGGAAGGUGUUCGAUGAAAUGCUUGACAGAGAUGAGGUUUGUUUCUCGUCCAUGGUUGUUGGUUUGGCGCAGAAUUCGAGACCUAUUGAGGCUUUGUCUUAUUUUGCUGAGAUGAGGAGGGCUGGGGUGGCGUCCACUAUGUACAGUGUUUCGGGGGCAUUAAGGGCUGCUUCCGAGAUGGCUAUGUUUGAGCAGUGUAGAAUACUUCAUGGGCAUACAGUGAUGACCGGCCUGGAUUUGAAUGUUGUUGUGGGUAGUGCCCUGAUUGAUGGGUAUGGGAGAUGUGGGCUUGUUAGGGAGGCUCGCGCCAUGUUUGAUGAAUUGGAAAUGGUGUUGAAUGUGGUGGGAUGGAGCACGAUGAUGUCCGGGUAUGCACAACAAGGGGAUUUCAAGAAUGUGAUCGAGCUUCUCGGGUCGAUGCAAGAACGAGGCAUGAAACCUGAUCACUACAGCUUUUUAGCUGUUUUGACUGCAUUUUAUCAUGCAGGAUUGGCUGAAGAGGCAGAAAGAUGGUUCGGGAGGAUGAAGGAAGAGUACGGUUUGGAGCCCUGGCUCGAGCAUUAUACAUGUUUGAUUGGUGCUAUGGGCAAAGCGGGCGAACUGGAAUCAGCUGAGACGCUCGCAUUGACAAUGCCAUUCAAGCCGGAUGCAGCUGUCUGGCGUGCGUUGUUAUCAACGAGUGCGUAUCAUGGGAAGACCGACUUCGCUUGGAAGAUGCGAGACAAAUUGUUGGAGAUCAACCCUAAUGACGAUUCGGCUUAUGUCCUUUUAGCAAAUGCGUUUGCAAGUGCGGGGAGGUGGGACGAGGUGAAGGAAGAGUGGAAGACAAUGAAGGACAAGAGAGUAAGGAAGGAAGGCGGGAGGAGUUGGAUUGAAGUCUGUGGGGAGGUUCAUGUGUUUUUGGCCGAGGAUAGGACGCAUGAAAGGAGGGACGAGAUUUAUGGAAAGUUAGCUGAGUUGAUGGAAGGCAUUGAAAGGCUAGGAUAUGUGCCUGUGUGGAAUGAAAUGCUGCACGAAGUAGACGAGAAGCAAAAAAGAGAAGCACUUUGGUAUCACAGUGAGAAGCUGGCACUUGCAUUCGGUCUGUUGAGUGGAUCAACUCCGCCCGGUAAACCUCUGAGAAUUGUGAAAAAUUUGAGGAUAUGCAGGGAUUGCCAUGAAGCUUUCAAGUAUAUUAGCAGGGUAGUAGACAGGGAGAUUAUAGUCAGGGAUGUUAAUAGAUACCAUACAUUCUUGAAUGGUAGUUGUACUUGUGGGGAUAACUGGUAACCUAUUGAGAAUGAUGAUAGCUUUGCCCUUUGGCCAUGGAUAAUCCCAUUUCUUAGGCAUAA
Molecule: messenger RNA, 1769 nt
Organism: Ipomoea triloba (trilobed morning glory)
Lineage: Eukaryota; Viridiplantae; Streptophyta; Magnoliopsida; Solanales; Convolvulaceae
Product: putative pentatricopeptide repeat-containing protein At5g52630
Exons: 1
Coding region: 1-1707 (568 amino acids)
Biological process (GO): RNA modification
Molecular function (GO): protein binding; RNA binding; zinc ion binding
Source: RefSeq, a predicted model, not a curated record